AUUUUAUUGGUGGUGGUUGUUCUAUGUUUGUGAUAUCAAUUUGUAUGUCAAUUAUCAAUUAACCCUUGUUAAUAAUGGUCCGUUGAUUAUUAAAAAGCAGUGCUUACUCGGUGGCCAUCGAUGUGAAGUGCAACGCUUUUAUGAAAUAUGGCAGCCGGUGGUGAGGAUUUGUGGCGCGAGUGCGCGUCCUGGUUGACGAGAUGUGGGCUAUUGCGGCCCGAUCACAAGGCCAACUGGGAUACGAGUACCAUACACGACUUGGCCUAUACAUUACGCGACGGUGUGCUCCUCUGCAACCUCCUGAACGUGCUGUAUCCCGGCUGCAUCGACAUGAAAGACGUCAAUCAGAGGCCACAGAUGGCACAGUUUCUAUGUAUGCGCAACAUAAAAGUAUUCCUGCGAACUUGUCAUGAAGUGUUUGAGCUGCGGGAGACGGAUCUCUUUGACCCGUCUAUGCUAUUUGACUUGUCAAACUUUCACAGAGUGCUAUGCACGCUUGCGAAACUCAGUCAAUGUCCGAAGGCAUUGAACAACAAUAUACAGCCAUUCUCAGCAAGAAGAACACAAUCAGAAGAGGAUAUAUAUAAAGAUUUGCAGUCUGUCGUGACGUUCAGCAACAUAGCGCCGCCGUCGUACGAGGCGGUUCGCAACGACAGUAACCCGGCGGGCGUGCCGUGGGUCCAGUUUACCAUCCCCAGCAACGCCUGCGAGGACCGCGUCGAGGAGAUAUACGAGGACCUCUGCUACGUGAAAUUCACGUCCGACGCGCCUGAGCUGGCGACGUCGUCGCACAGCGUAGAGAAGAGGGACUACGUGAUACGGGAGCUGGUGGACACGGAGUCCAACUACGUGGACGUGCUCAGCAAGAUCAUCAAAUACUUCCUGCGGCCGCUGACGCCGUACCUCAAGCCCCAGGAUAUGCAAGUUAUAUUUUUUGGAGUUAAGGAGCUACACGAGAUCCACUCGGGUCUGCUGCGGGCGGUGCGGGCGGCGACGGCGUCGGUAGUAGGCGGGGCGGGGACGCCGCGGCUGGCGGACGUGUUCCUGGCGUGGCGCGAGCGGCUCCUCCUAUACGGCGACUACUGCUCAAACCUCACCGCGGCACAAGACACGCUAAAAACGCUGGACGCAAGAGACGCGACGUUUAGUAAGCAGCUGCAGAAAUGUCAGAAGGAGCACAGCGACGGUCGCAUCCAGCUGCGCGACAUUCUGUCGGUGCCGAUGCAGCGCGUGCUCAAGUACCACCUGCUGCUCGACAAGCUCGUGCACGAGACGCAGCCGAACCACGAGGAGUUCCGCGGGCUAGAGCGCGCGAAGGAGGCGAUGGUGGACGUGGCGCAGUACAUCAACGAGGUCAAGCGCGACAGCGAAGUGCUGGCGCUGCUCGCCAAAGUCCAGGAGAGUAUAGUAGACUGGAAGGGCGGCGAGCUGGGCGCGGGCGGCGCGGGACUGUCCGCUUACGGCCGCCUGCUGCUGGACGGCGAGCUCAAGGUCAAGGCCCAUGAAGACCAGAAGCUGCGCUCGCGGUACGUCUUCGUAUUCGACAAGCUCAUGCUGCUCUGCAAGCCAGUCAAGGACAACCAAUACUCGUACCGCACGGGCAUCCGUCUAGCGGAGUACCGCGUGGAGGAGGGGCGCCGCAUACGCUCGGACGCGCGCUGGUCCGCCCACUUCCACCUCGUGCGCCGCACCAAGGACGCCACGUACACGUUGUACGCACGCACCGACGACUGCCGCCGCAAGUGGGUUAAAGCCAUCACGGACGCCAUUGACAACCUGGAGCCCGCGGGCUGCACGAGCACCAACCACAAGUUCACGCUGCACACGUUCGAGAAGCCCGCCACCUGCCACCACUGCUCCAAGUUCCUCAAGGGCAGGAUAUUUCAGGGCUACAUAUGUCGCGUGUGCGAGGCGUGCGCGCACAAGGACUGUAUAGCGCUGUCGGGGCGUUGCGGUGGGGGCGUGACGCCCGCCCCGCCCCUCCCUCCGCACAACCACCAGCCGGAGAACACGCUGCACUACUACAUGUGGUACGUGGGUGAGAUGGGUCGGGAGACGGCGACGGCGCGGCUGGAGCGGCGCGUGGACGGCACGUUCCUGCUGCGUGUGCGGCCGCGCGCCGCUCCCCCCUCCGCGCACGCGCCGCACACCGACACGCACUACGCGCUCUCGCUCAAGACGGACAACACGGUGAAGCACAUGCGCGUGUGCCGCAAGCCGAUCGACCAGGUGCCGCACUACUACCUGUCUGAGUCGCGCUUCUUCCGCAGCGUCGUCGAGCUCGUCUCCUACUACGAGAAGACUAACCUCUCAGAGAACUUUGUUGGACUGAACUCGAGUCUGCGCUGGCCGUUCCGGCGUGUGGUGGCGACAGUGAUCCACGACUUCCGGCCGCUCGCGGAUGCGCAGCUCGCGCUCCGUCCCGGCGCCAAGGUGCUCGUGCUCAGCAAGGAGGGCGACUCCCGCGGCUGGUGGAAGGGACGCUCUCUGGAGAAGGGCGACAACCGGUCGGGUUAUUUCCCGAAGGAGUGCGUGCAGGAGGAGCCCGAGUGUAUUGGUGCGCUUGACUGAUGUCAGCUUUGUCUCGCCGAGCGCGAGAUACAUUUCGCCCCGCCGCCCGCGCCCGCCCUCACCCCCGCCGACGACGCGGACGACCUCGUGUGAGGGGCGCGGCAGAGGCCCGACCUCUCGCUGCGCUCGUGCGGCGUUACCAGCUCCCGGUGACCGCCCAGCCGUCCGCGCCUGCCCGCACCCCCACGGACGACACGGACGACCUCAUGUGAGGGGCGCGGCCGAGACCCUUCGCCGCGUACGUGCGCCAGCGGCGACGCCCGGCACCGUUGACAUGCGGACCAACGUGCGUAAAGCGUACAAAAUGCGACGCGAUAACGACAAGCUGGUCGCGACCAAAAAUCAUGAUUUGAUCUCCUAGAAGCUCUCGAAAAUUGACUUAACUCUUUUAAAAUAUUCAAUUACGACUAUAAGCGACUAUUAAACAAAGUGAAGUGAGCCAAAAGAACAUGACAUUAAUAUGUAUGGAAUGUGUUUCAUGUAAAUAUGUGUAUGAUUGAUACAAUAUUCGCAGCAAGAUCUGCACACCACCUGAUAGUUAUUACAUAGUGCCUAAACAGUGUAAUACAAUAUUUAUGCUUGUAGGAUAUGUUGAUUAGUAGCAACAGUCAAAUUGUAUUAUACAAACCUAUUAUUAUACAUUGACUAGUCCAGUGACUAAAAUUAUUAACUCUAUAUAAUAUUCAUGUUGAUGGUAUGAAAGAUCAAUCAUCAUCAUCAAUUUUAUAAUAUAGUCUCUUAAACAACAAUUGUUGACCCCCCCUUGCUUGUCAAAAUUUAUUCAUAUUCCAGUUAUAUUUAAAAAGUAGGAUUCUUAAGCUCGAUAAGUGAUAACUAUUGCGCACAUAUUCAUUAGCAGCUCUACAAAUUACAAUAUAAUAUAAUAGUAGCACUUUCUCUCUUCCACGCCCAGUUUUAAACCAGUGAAAAGCAACUACUUAUCGACAAAGAUUAUUAGUUUUUAAGGUUUACUGUUUCUACUUAAAUUCUACGUUCAAAAAUUCGAGAAUAGAACCUAUAGAAAUUUAUCACAAAAAAAUAAAAUUGUGGAGCAUGCACUAUA
Aricia agestis (brown argus) is the source of this 3634-nucleotide messenger RNA. RefSeq names its product protein vav (gene Vav). Gene Ontology annotation, cellular component: cytoplasm. Gene Ontology annotation, molecular function: protein binding; guanyl-nucleotide exchange factor activity. Lineage: Eukaryota; Metazoa; Arthropoda; Insecta; Lepidoptera; Lycaenidae. Gene Ontology annotation, biological process: cell migration; regulation of GTPase activity. The record is from RefSeq and is a predicted model, not a curated record. The transcript is spliced from 16 exons. Bases 148 to 2571 code for a protein of 807 amino acids.